Molecule: messenger RNA, 2806 nt
Organism: Anoplopoma fimbria (sablefish)
Lineage: Eukaryota; Metazoa; Chordata; Actinopteri; Perciformes; Anoplopomatidae
Gene: mllt1a
Product: MLLT1 super elongation complex subunit a
Exons: 13
Coding region: 80-1816 (578 amino acids)
Biological process (GO): regulation of DNA-templated transcription
Cellular component (GO): super elongation complex
Source: RefSeq, a predicted model, not a curated record
CAAUGAGGAGCAGAGGCUGGGGAGACGCUCCAAAAACGCCGCUGUAAAUAAAUACAACAAUCACUGAGGCCAGAGAAACAUGGAAAACCAGUGCACGGUGCAGGUGAAGCUGGAGUUGGGCCACAGAGCCCAGCUAAGGAAGAAAGUGACAUCGGAAGGCUUCACCCACGACUGGAUGGUGUUUGUCCGAGGGCCAGAGACCGGCGACAUCCAGCACUUUGUAGAGAAGGUUGUCUUCCGCCUGCACGAGAGCUUCCCCAAACCCAAGAGAGUAUGCAAGGAGCCUCCGUACAAAGUGGAGGAGUCGGGCUACGCAGGCUUCCUCAUGCCUAUUGAGGUUUACUUCAAGAACAAGGAGGAGCCAAAAAAAGUGUGUUUCAACUACGACUUAUUCCUCAACUUGGAGGGCAACCCACCAGUCAACCACCUGCGCUGUGAGAAGCUCACCUUCAACAACCCCACCAAAGAAUUCAGGAGAAAGCUGAUCAAAGCUGGAGGGGUAUUGGUGGUUCCAGAGGGGGCUGAAGCCGUGUCGAGGCCCAGUCCGGACUACCCCAUGCUCCCCACCAUCCCCCUCUCUGCCUUCUCAGACCCCAAGAAGACUAAGACCUCUCAUGUGUCAAAGGAACCCAGCAAAGAGGGGAGUGGUGGCAGCAGCAAAGGACCCAAACCGCACAAAUUGACCAAGGAGCACCGGGAACGGCCCCGAAAAGACUCUGAGAGCAAAGCCACGUCGAAAGGAGACAACGAAAGAGACGGAAGCAGCAAGAGCAGCCGCGAUCCUUCCUCAUCCUCGUCUUCAAAAAAGCCGUCUGAGAUCAAAGUGAAAGAUGAAGUUAAGGUCAUACCCAAGGCCGCCUUCAAGGAGCCUAAACUCACCCUGAAGGAGACAAAGAUGGAGGGCAUGUCCCCUAAAGGAGGAGGAGGCGGCGGGGGGCCUGCAGAAUCUAAAGUCCCAGGGAAACGACCCUCCACCGUCGAGUCUCCCAAACCAAGCGCUAAGAAGCAGAAGAAGGGCAGCUCGGAGGCGCCGAAGGUACCGAGCGGCGGGGCCUUUACAGGAACUUCUCCUCGUGUCUCGUCCUCGUCCGCAGCCAGCCAACCGUACGCAGAGAAGAAACCUCCCAAGGAAAAAGGUCGCUGGGCCAAAGGCAAAAAUGACACACAAGAGCCAAAGGAGCCCAAGAAACUUCCAGAGUCGGAAGAAUCGAAUUCAGAGGACGAAGCAUCAUCCAAGUCAGAGCAGUCGGCCCCUUCCAGUCCUUCCAACUCCAGUUCUAGCUCUGACUCCAGUUCAGAUUCAGACUUUGAGCCGGGUCAGAAACAGGGGCAAGGCCCCCUUCGAUCGAUGGUGGAGGAGAUCCAGUCAGAAGAGUCAGAUGAUGACGACAGCAGCUCGGAGGAGGAGACGCCCGUCAAGACAAACCCCCCCAACCGCGACUCUCGACUCAGCCUGGACAGCGAGAGUGACAGCAGUGACGGCUCGCACAGCCCCAGUCGAGACCCCGCCCCGCCUCCGCAGAAACACAGCUCAUCCAAUAACAAAGUUUCAGGCAGAAAGAGUCCAGAUUCCUCGUUUCGCUCAGAAAAGGUGUUGAAGAAGGGAUACGACAAGGCCUACACGGAAGAACUGGUGGACCUCCAUCGCAGACUGAUGGCUUUAAGGGAGCGUAACGUCCUACAGCAGAUUGUGAACCUGAUCGAGGAGACGGGCCACUUCAACGUGACCAACACCACCUUUGACUUUGACCUCUUUUCACUGGACGAGUCAACCGUCCGCAAACUACAGAGCUACCUGGAGGCGACAGCCACGUGACAGGAAGUGGACACCGGCGUGGGGAGACCGGCCUGUGGAUGGCGGCGGCGGAGGUAGACUCGCCACCACGUCCCCCUUUUUUAAGUUAGGGGACGAGAAGCCACAUCAUGUCGCAGCUGUUUUCACAGGCCUGACUGAACCAUUGAACAACUACCACACAAACAGAAUCACACGAACAAACACAAGCACACAUGAAGACACACCACCUUCACGUGACACCGGGGAGGAAACUGAAGGAAGUGGUGGAGGAGGUGUGGAAGGGAGGAGGAGGAGGGGCGUGGCUGAACUCAGUCUACAGUCAGGAUUUUCACUACACAUGUCUUUUUUUGAGUCUGUGCAGAGCUGUGGUAUGCACCCCACACCCCCUCCUUCCCCCUCCUGCACUCCCCCUUUGCGAACCCAAUAAUUCCCAUCCUCCUCUUCCUCCCCCCUUCACACGAACACUCCUUACUCGGCAGAACACUUCAGUCCCCUUCCCCCUGUUGUCAGCUGGAGCUCAUUUCUCUCCCGACAUACUCUUUGAUUCGUGUGUGUGUGUGUGUGUAUGUGUAUGUGUGUGUGUGUGUGUGUGUGUGUGUGUGUGUGUGUGUAUACAUGCGAGCGCUGCUGAGGUUUAAGAGAUGUUAUCUUUGUGGGUACCGACUUCUCUUUGUGCGUGAAGCUCGAGUACAGCUGGAUUCCCUCCUUCACACACACAACAAAUAAAUACUGAUUCAGGUAAUAAUUUACUUUAUCCCCCCUAUUUAUAAGCAGUAUUUAAACAUUGAUACAUGAUUUAUAUAACACACUAUAAUGUAGUUGUAAGCAAAUGUAAGUAAGUAUAUUAGCAACUUCCUCUUACGUUGAGGUUGGUUAAUGAACUGAUAAUGAAAGACAAUUUAAUUAUGUUUUACAUUAAUAAACACUUAAGAUGUCCUUUUAUGUGCCUAUAACCACAUUACAGUGUGUUAUAACCACUUUUAAGCAUUUACAGUGCUUAUGAAUGCUAAA